This is a messenger RNA of Salvelinus fontinalis (brook trout), 1447 nucleotides long. It is a transcript of the gene laptm4b, whose product is annotated as lysosomal protein transmembrane 4 beta. Gene Ontology annotation, cellular component: lysosomal membrane. Lineage: Eukaryota; Metazoa; Chordata; Actinopteri; Salmoniformes; Salmonidae. The transcript has 7 exons. The coding region runs from base 194 to 874 and encodes 226 amino acids. The record is from RefSeq and is a predicted model, not a curated record.
UCAGGUCACAUGCUCCAAUGUUUGCCACUUCCCUGAGUUGAUCGCUAGAGCCGGCGUGAGGCUGUUAUCGCUAAUUGCAGACGACACCGCGCGCGCCGGAGAAGAAAUUCACUUCGAUCUGUUUGGAUUGUUUAUCAUUAACAGUUAGAUAUAGAUAUCUGUGAAGUGCCUCCUCAUCCUUGGAUUGUAAAAUAUGAUUUCCCCGUGGGACCGAUGGCAUUCCACCAGAUGCUGCCUGUGCUGUCAUGUCCGCACGGGCACUGUUAUCCUGGGGGUUUGGUAUAUGCUGAUCAAUGCGGUGGUGUUACUCAUCCUCGUCACGGCCCUGGGGGAUCCUGACCAGUACCAUCUGACCAGCGCUGAGCUGGCUAACGACUUAGAUGACAUGGAUGACGCCAACAUGUGUAUUGCUUCAGCGAUCUCGUUGCUGAUGAUACUAAUUUCUGGGAUGGCGACCUACGGUGCGUAUAAGCAACAUGCUAAUUGGAUCAUCCCAUUCUUCUGCUACCAAGUAUUUGACUGUGCCCUGAACACCCUGGUGGCUGUUAGUAUUGUGGUCUACCCCAACACCAUACAAGAUUACCUCCAACAGCUGCCUGAGAACUUCCCCUACAAAGAGGACAUCAUGGCCAUGAGCAACGUGUGCCUGGUCUUCAUCGUGCUCCUCUUCAUCGGAUGCAUUCUCACCUUCAAGGCGUACCUGAUAGCGUGUGUGUGGAACUGCUACCGGUAUGUGCGUGCAAGAAGCACCACAGAAGUCCUGAUAUACGUCACUACUAAUGACACCACGGUACUGUUACCCCCAUACGAUGACACCAUGUCUAUUCCAUCCAAGAACGCUCCUCCCCCCUACGGGGCACCCUACAUAGCAUGAAGAACCUGGGCCGCUGUUCUGCUGACCGACUGGACCCCUUGUUACUACAGCAACCUGACAUUCCAACCAGACCUGGGUCAACAAAUAUGAUUUGUUUUCUUUCCAAUACACUAUGCAUUUUAUAGGUGACAUUUGAUAACUGUCAUACUGGGUGUGUGGUGUUAGCAGUAUUUUAAUGAAGUUUUAAAAUAUAUAUACUUUGACCCAGGCCCCAAUACUACUGAUUCUUUCCAAAACAUUUAACCUACACACAUUUACUUACUUACCUGUUACUGUGAUACUGUUUAACAUUAUACUGUUUAUUUGGAGUUAUUUAUUUUCACUGAUCUACAGUUGAAAUAUCGAGCAGGGAAGUGAUAUGCAACAGAGUUAUAAUAUGAGAGCGCUAGUAGUGAGUGUAAUAGCGGAUAUAUUUUUCUUGCUUGUACUAAACUGUGCUUCUACAUGUUCUCUACUGUCAGUCCUAGUCCAAAGGCCACCCACCAGAAACGUGUUUCCAUGGUCUAUGAAGCAAGUACUUGUGAGAGACCUACACAAAUCAAAUCAGGCACUGCAACCCCCCCCCCCCAAAAA